This is a messenger RNA of Pseudoliparis swirei, 8127 nucleotides long. RefSeq names its product zinc finger and BTB domain containing 47b (gene zbtb47b). The transcript is spliced from 6 exons. Gene Ontology annotation, cellular component: nucleus. The coding region runs from base 104 to 2302 and encodes 732 amino acids. Gene Ontology annotation, molecular function: DNA-binding transcription factor activity, RNA polymerase II-specific; RNA polymerase II cis-regulatory region sequence-specific DNA binding; protein binding. The record is from RefSeq and is a predicted model, not a curated record. Gene Ontology annotation, biological process: regulation of transcription by RNA polymerase II. NCBI's taxonomy places the organism in Eukaryota, Metazoa, Chordata, Actinopteri, Perciformes, Liparidae.
UGAAGAAAUGUGAUAAUUCAACGGUCAUUUUCAUGGCGGAGGGAACACUGGUGCGAAAGGAGUUAUUCUGGGACUCCUUCGAGCCUCGAAACGCUGGAUCAAAAUGCUCAUAGUGGAAAAGACCACAGACUUCCCCUCUGCUGAGUUCUCCCUGGUGGAGGAUGUGGCUCUCCACUUCACCUGUCUGAUGGACAGGCUGAACGAGCAGCGCCUCUUCCAGCCUGACCUGUGUGACGUCGACAUCGUUCUGGUGCGUCAGCACAGCACCUUCCCAGCCCACAAGGGCGUGCUGGCGGCCUACAGCCCUUUCUUCCACUCCCUUUUUGCACAAAGCAAACGGCUGCGGCGAGUGGACCUGUCGCUGGACGCUCUGACCUCGCAGGGCCUGCAGCAAAUCCUCAACUUCAUUUACACUUCCAAACUGCUGGUGAGCAGCCGCACCGUCCGCGACGUGCUCAACGCAGCUACCCUGCUUCAGAUGAGCGACAUCGCGGCCUCCUGCCGCGAACUCCUCAGCAGCCACUCGCUGAGGACCACCUGCGCAGAUAUGGCCAGCCGGGAAGGGCUCGGUGGCGGUGACCCAACUUCGGUGGCGAUGCCUUCCAGACAGCUGUACCCGGAGAUCAAACAGGAGUUGGCGCUGGGGAGGUUGUACAAGAGGGACGGCAGCAGCCUGUUCUCUGUGAGAGUGGAGGAGGCGGGCGAGACGGCCUCCCAACAGAAGCGGUAUUACCAGAAGGAGGACGCGUCAGGGGGCGGGGCCGGCGCAGUGGUGGCCGCGCUCUGCAAAGUCGAGAGCAACGGAGAAGAGUCAAAGACCGCGGACAUCCACGCCUCCUUCAGCAGAGACCAGAUCAUUGUGGAAGUCAACCUCAACAACCAGACCCUUAACGUGUCCAAGGGGCCGGAGACCAAGCCGGCAAACGCCACAGAUGCGGUCGCCAUGUUUGAUCGUUGCCGCGACAACGAGAGGGAUUCCGAAGAAGGCGAGGAGGACGAGGCGGAGGAUGACGACACUGGUGAAGAAGAGGACGACGAUGAGCUGAAGAGGGGGGACAUACUGGGACAGAGCAGCGAGGAGGAAGAAGAUGAGGAAGAAGAGGAGGAGAACACUCUAAACAUUCCAGGCUUGGAGCAGCCGGCCCUGAUGGAUCGAACUCGCCGGGGCGCCAGAGCCUUUGCCGUUGCGGGCACCACCGCCUCCAUGCAGCAGACACUGGCAGAGGCCAAGCUGGCCAACCAGCGGCAGGGCGGGAAGAGGACGCUGGAUGCAGAGGGCCUGUGCCAGAAAGUGAGGCUGGAGGAGAAGCAACAUUAUCCAUGUAAGAAAUGCCCUCGUGUCUUCAACAACCGCUGGUACCUGGAAAAACACAUGAACGUUACUCACAACCGCAUGCAGAUCUGCAGUAACUGUGGGAAACGCUUCCUUCUGGAGAGCGAGCUGCUGCUGCACCAACAGACCGACUGUGAGAAGAGCAUCCAGUGUGUAACAUGUGGCAAGGCCUUCAAAAAGCUGUGGUCGUUACACGAGCAUAACAAAAUCGUCCACGGCUACGCCGAGAAGAAGUUCUCCUGCGAGAUCUGCGAGAAGAAGUUUUACACCAUGGCUCAUGUCAGGAAGCACAUGGUCGCUCAUACGAAGGACAUGCCGUUCACCUGUGAGACGUGCGGGAAGUCGUUCAAGCGCAGCAUGUCCCUGAAGGUUCACUCUCUGCAGCACUCUGGGGAGAAACCCUUCAAGUGUGAGAACUGCAAUGAGCGCUUCCAGUACAAAUACCAGCUGCGAUCCCACAUGAGCAUCCACAUCGGACACAAGCAGUUCAUGUGCCAGUGGUGCGGAAAGGACUUCAACAUGAAACAGUACUUUGACGAACACAUGAAGACACACACUGGAGAGAAGCCGUACAUCUGUGAGAUCUGUGGGAAGAGCUUCACGAGCCGGCCCAACAUGAAGCGCCACCGCCGCACCCACACCGGGGAGAAGCCGUACCCUUGCGAGGUGUGCGGCCAGCGCUUCCGCUUCUCCAACAUGCUCAAGGCCCACAGGGAGAAAUGCUUCCGCGUCAGCAACCCCAUGGUGACCGACGGCAACGACCCCCUCGGCCUCCAUCAGCCUCUGGCCUCGCCCGCCGUGGACUCUUCCGGCCAGGCGCCGCCCGCGUCUGCGACCACACCCGCUGCUGCUUCUAGCCCGCACCACCUCCAUGGCACCCAGCUGUCUCUUCCCCUGCUGCCUCCCACUCCUCAUUUACCCCCACCGCCUCCCCUGUUCUCUGCCGGUAGGAUGAACUCCAACAACUAACAAAUAUCCGUAGCAUCGAAAGCACUUUUGUUACUUUUGUCUUUCUUAGAGCUUUUAAGAGGACUCGUGCAGCCGGAGAGGGAUGCACCUCAGUGACGUUUACACUGAGGGAAAAGCUGACUGAAGGCUAACACACAUACACACCUACCACAAUAAGAAAUAGUUAUUUUUUACUCUGUUUAAUACAAUAGAUGACCUCAGAGUCCAGUAGGACGUGUCGUCACCACGCCUCUCCUCAUGAAUUUCACAACUCUGUUCUGGUUUCAUUUGGGAUUUUCCACCACCGCACACAUCUCUCCAGAGCCUUGCACAAUGCAUUGAUUGUAACAUCUUUUACAAAGUCUAAAGAAGAGUUUCCUGAAUCCUUACUCUAUGAGGGUCAUCAGUCGAGCAAAACCCACACUAUAAUGAGAAUAAAAAAUAAAAAAAUGUUUUGAUCGUUCUCUGCCAAGAUGUAGCGAGUGGUUCUGAUCUGACCCAGCAAUAACCAAAUGCUGAUUUGUCUGAGCAUAUACAUGUAUAUGGAAUUGCCAAUAACCAAAUCCUGUUAGCUCACAUGCUAUAGUUAGAUAAUGUUAUACAGCAUUUAUAAUCGAUCCCGCACCUUACAUUUAACUCUAGUGAUAUUUAAAAUGUACUCCUAAUAGUCUCCAUUUUUAUAAUUGUGAUAAUGUGUUAUUUGUGGCACGUUGCGUCAAUGUGUAAGGACGCGAGAAGUUGUGAUGUGGGGAGAGGCGGCCGUGCAAUGCAGCGUGCGUGAGGCGUGAGUCGUGGGAUGUGGAUCUUCAGAUAUCCGUUCAGCGAAACAACGCUUCCCCCGAGUCAGGAGAUGGAAUCAUUUGUUGACUCAUCUUUUGCUUACAUUAAGCAAACGUGCUCCUCUCCUGUGGAUUUGGCUUUGAGACGAUAUCACACUUUUCUGUGACUUAUUAGUAAAAACCUAAUGUAAUCAGACCAACAGUAUAUUUGUGGGUUUAAAAUCUAAUGUUAAUGUUCACUUGCAUUUCCCAACUAAACCCAGUUUGUGUAAUUAGUUUGCAGAAUACCAAUAGUGUUAGGGAUAAUAAUAAUCACAACAACCUGAUUACAUUGCUCGGUAAGUGUGUACAAUUCAUCAAGAUGUAUAUUGUGAAAUGAUGAACAUUAUAUUACAACGCCUAAAUCUCUCAAGACUGAUGGUGAGUAAUUCUGGCACAGCAGAGGGCAUCACAAAAAGGGCUUCUUAUGAUUAUGUCACUAUUAUAAAUUAGUACAUUUCUUACAAAGGUGAUCUGCAGAAGCAAAUUAACGUUAUAAAUAUGCAGUAAUACCCCUUAAACAUUUGUGACUCUACGUGCACUUUUGACACACAUUAUUUGUCAUAAACCUACUGGAAUAGAAUUAUAAGAAUGUAUUCCUUGUCAGUAAAAAGCUGUUUAAACAAUAGUUUGACUUUUUGGAAAAAACACUUAUUUGCUGAAAGUUAGAUGGGAAGAUCGAUGCCCCGCUCAUGUCUGUACGCCAAAUAUGAAGCUAAAGUUAACUGCUCGUUAGCUUAGCUUGUUGGCUAGCUAAGCUAGCUGGAAACGGAGGAAAGUAGCUAGCUAGAUCAUGUCUGAAGAUUAAAAAUGUGUAUAAAUUCAACUCCCAACACAUAAAGCUCACUAAUUUACACUUUCAAUGUGUUAUCUUUCAAAAAACAAAAGUGUAAUAACGGCUCCUCCUGGCUUUAUUGUGGUAAAAACCUAUUUGUUUUAUUAACUAGCCGGCGUCUGCUCCCUGUGAGAUCACAGAUCGACUUUUUUCAUGGUAAAUGGUGAUCUUAAAGGGGACGGGAGAUAGAUUUGGUUACUUGUGGACAAAGCUGUUUCUCCCAUAUCAUUUGUGUCUUUACGCUAAACUAACUGGCUGCCAGCUGUAGCUUCAUAUUUAGCGAACAAAUAUGAGAGUGGUAUCUAUAUUCUAAGCAAUCUCACCGCAAACUUUUUUAUAGAUAACCAACCUUCGAACAUCUCAACAUAUUCCUUUUAAAUCUGACAUUACAAUCAAUUAAUUAUCCAAAAAGAGUCUUUGUGCACUAUUGAUGCACUCCCGCUCACUUUAGCUAUCUAUAGACGGCCUACCUGUAAAUAUUGUUAUGCGUUUCUUCCUUGUGAUUUAAUUCCUCAUGUUUACAUCUGGAGAGUCAUUUGAAUGUGCCCCCAUGUGCGUCUUGGCUGGUACUUCCGAAUUUUGGAAUUUGUGGAUAAGCUUUUGUAACUGUAAUAAGCUGUUCAUUGUUUUAUUUAAAAGACUAAUUGAAGCAAAGCACCUUAGUGUAGUCUUAUGUCUUUUAUAUCACCCCAUGUACAUGUAUCUCUUAAACUGCCAUGGCUAAAUGGUUUGGGCCACUUCAGAUGAUAUUUGAGAAUGGAACUUUUUCUUUUGUUUCUUCAUGUGUCAAACACACGUUUUGUACUUUGAUUUGCUGCUUUUGUACAGGGUCCAGUAUGAGACUGCCCUUUAAAUGAAAAGUCUAGAGCUGUUAAAUUGUUAUAUAUAUAUAUAUUCUGGCUGUGAUCAAUUCAAUCUAGCCUUACUGGACAAGGAGCUCCAGGGUCAGAAAUGAGCUACAAUUUAGAAAUUCUGAGCAGUUUGAUGGUGUAACUGCCAUUAUUUUAUACCCAUCUAAGGAUUGAGCUAGUCAUUGGUAGAUUAGGGCUGCUGAUUGUUGACUGAGAGAGGACUAACAGUGUCUUAAAAACAUAAGGACUGUUGCUCUCUUGUGGUAGCUUAGUAAACUGCACUCUGUUAGCUCCACGAGAAAGAAAGAGAAAAGCCGACCUUUUAGUGUAUUGCGUAUCCAUAGUUAUGAUCAUUGGAGACACUCGUAUUACUUUGGGAUUCUUAGAAAGGCUAAAGAUGUAACGUUACUUAUCAAGUAAUUGUCAAUGUUUUCAGAAGCACUAGCCCAAGAAACAAUACUGAGAUGCUGUGUUUAUAGUUUGUGUAUUCGCCUUAUACUCUGAGGGAUUUGAAUGUUUGUAUGUUAUGGAGUAGCUGAUGGUAAAAGAGGAGGGAUAGUAGUGAAUACUACUGAUUUAUGCACUUUGAAUUUGAUUGCCACACUCUAACCCAUAUCGGGGAACAUGUAUGCAGAUACAAGGUGAGCAAGAGAUGGCUGAAUUGUGUCCGGCUAAAUCCAAAUGCAUACGUUUUACGUUUAAAUGAACCGUGUGGAUAUAUCGACGCGCAAAAAAUAUUUGUGUUGUAUUAUUUUUUUCAAAAUUAGACCAAAGUUUGUCGUUGCAGAAGUGAGAGGAGACUGUUAUGGUUCACCCUGCACCUUCACUGGUGUUUCAGUCUUCCUGUGCCGCUCUGUUUACAAUAAUUUGUGACUACUCCCCGAUGAUGCAUACAGUACAGCUAUCACAGCUAUGGCUGUUUCGGAUUGGCUUGUUACCCAAUUAUUACCCACAUUAAGAUAAAUUAGUUUUUAGCUCUUACAAGGUUUUCUCUUUCAUAGAAGGAGCUUUAAUAUGUGACUGUUGUAUUUCAUGGAGAAAAUGUAAAGGAAGUUGUCAGUUGCCAAUUGAGUAAUGAGAAAGAUCAGUUAUUGCGAGCACUUUAUAUUACAGUUCAGUUAGUGUGGUUUAAAGGCUAAUAGUAGCAGUUAUAUUAAUCAAAAUCUGCUUUUGGCAGGUGUGUUUUUAAUAUUUCCAUGGCAUAAGAUUAAAGGAAAUUACAAAAAUGCAAUUCCUGCCAGAAAUGUUGCCUUGGCUGGUGUUAAGUCAUCUGAAUUAACAUUUUAUUUAGACCAAAGGGAUGUUGAAACUGUUUAGACCCAGCAAAAAGAAGUCCUACUAUAUUUCUUGGAAUCAGUUUUAAAUAUUUUAGUAGAAUCUACACAAGUAAUGUUCUUCGUAUUAAUCAAUUGCUGGGAUAAUGAAUCAAACAAGCUCAAUAAUGAACAUAAUUGUGGAGGUAAAUGACACUGAGCAGAUGAGUUAGUCAAAAUGUAUUUAAUUAAUUGGCAAAGAACAGACAAGGUAAUGUAAAAAAACAACAACAGAUUAUUUGUUUUACCCCACUUUCCACACAGUAUUACAUUAAUAGUUCAUGACACAACUUUCAGAGGAAAUUUGGCAUUCUAAAUCCAUCGUAGCAGGAUUUAAAUGUUAAUCCUUAGCCUUUUUUUAUUAUUUAGAAAACAAAGUCCUCCCUAAAUCCAGCUGCAAACAAAACCCAUCUGAGACGUCAUCAAAGCAACUCUGCAUUAAGAAUGUAUCGGAGACGGACGUCUAUAAGCCCUGACGUCACACAAAUCUUGAAAGAAUGUAUCAAUGAAUCUCUUCAAGUAUAUGUUAUUUCAGUUAAGUGACUGAAGAGCUGAUAUUCUGUAAACUGAGAAGGGACAUUUAGCAGAGUCUUUAUAUUCUAGGCAAGUAGGCUUAAUGUGUUUUUAUAGCCAAAUUGUCCUGAACUAAGGCCAGCAGCCAAAGGCUUGUUUCAGAUGAGGAGAAGAUGGACCUGCCCUUGUCCUUAAAUGAGGGUUUGUCAUUGAUUAAGUGGCGCAUUGAGCAUGGCAGUGUGUGCGCAGCAGAGUGCUCAUGGGGUUGCCAAGUAGGGUCUCUAUUGGGAUUUGUAGUUUUGGGGUUUAGCUGCUAGCCAGAGUGUGGCUCCAAAAUAAGUGAAUUUGUUGCCUUCAGCUUCAAGAAAGAUUUUGGGAAUAUUGCUGUUUAAAUUAUAGCAGUUACGAAGAUUUCAUGAUAUUGGUAAGAAAGCAUUGUGUGUGUGUGUGUAAGAAUGUAAGAAAAUGCGUUACUCUUUUGAAAAUGGAAAAUAAUUGGCUCUUUUUUUGUUCCGUUGCAUCCGUUUAGUUUUUUGUUUGUUUUACUAACCAUAUUUUGUGUAGCAAAUUUAUGGAGCCCCAAAACUGACAGAAAGUGGCCAAACAAAUCAAGAAUAUAACUGAAAAAAUCUAUUGUUUGUUAAAUAAUUAAAAUGGAGUGACAGAAAAUAUUCAACGACUUCUUUGAUAAUUGAUUAAUCUUCAAAAAAGAUAACAUUCUCAUGUUUUUGUUUUUUUGUUUUUACUAAGAAUAGUAUAAUUGUUUAUUGCAGUCCUAGUAAAAUUUACAUGUUUAUACUUUCCUUAAAUCUCCAGCAAAGAGCUAUAUUUUGUAUUUUACUUUUGUUUUUUAGAGACACAAAAUCCCAUAUAAUUAAUUCCUUAAAAUAAAAUAAAAGAAUGUCUGUGGUCUGAUUAUAAACAAAAGACAUACCCUUUAAUAUAAUUAGCUUCAUUAUCUAGCUAAUUAUUAUUUUAAGCUAAAUUGAAAAUAUUAUUGAUGUGGUCAUUUAUAUUUGAUGAACUUUUACUUCAUUUUGUCAGUUUCUGUUGGUUACUUUGCAUGUGUGAGUUUGGUUGGCUGUUCUAAGAAGUUUGUUCGGUGGUGACUUUCCCUCUUUUUGGGAAAAGAUUUCUGUGAGUAUAACAAUAGGCACCAAUGCCAAUUCAAAGAUGUAUUAUCCACAUGCCCUCUCCAUUUCCCAUAUCUACUCAUACUGCCGCUGUGUUAAUUCAUGUGUACUGUUAUUUACUGAUUCUCUUCUUCAUAAUGUAAACACUAUGUCUUAGUUAACUCUGGUGUACAAAGACCAUGUGUAGACAGUAGUUGUCUAGUUCAGCUAUAUUAAAAUACAAAAAAACCGUACAAGGACGAUAGUGUCUAGAGGUGCUAAUAACAUUAGACUGUAUUUUCUCUCUUUUAUUGUAUUAUUGACUCGUGUUCACUGUCUAACACAGCAGAGCGUAAUGAAAUCAUUUCAAUAUUAAACAGUAUAGUUAUAUUAUUGCAAAAAGA